AUGAAACAGGCCCACAGCGGAUACAGUUUUAAUAAUUCGCAGGGUCGCUAUCAAGCUGUUCAAUUCGAUAGCGUUGAAGUCGCCGAAGAUGAAAUGAGACCAGAACAAUUGCCCAGUCUUUACGGUAUGCUAAGAUUGGGAAAGGUUAUUGGGAAUCUGUCUUCGAUGGAAGCGCCAAAAAUGUUCGCACCUUCCGGAAGCACUACGUCAAACAGUAACACAACAAAAUCUUUAGCUUUGGACGUCAAUAAUGAAGGUCUUAAAGUUCAGCCUACAAUGUAG
Strongylus vulgaris is the source of this 282-nucleotide messenger RNA. NCBI's taxonomy places the organism in Eukaryota, Metazoa, Nematoda, Chromadorea, Rhabditida, Strongylidae. The record is from the annotation of a GenBank genome assembly.